Molecule: messenger RNA, 1260 nt
Organism: Trichomonas vaginalis G3
Lineage: Eukaryota; Parabasalia; Trichomonadida; Trichomonadidae
Product: myotrophin family
Exons: 1
Coding region: 1-1260 (419 amino acids)
Cellular component (GO): cytoplasm; nucleus
Molecular function (GO): protein binding
Source: RefSeq, a predicted model, not a curated record
AUGGCGCACUUAUUUCUGCAAAAACGAGAUCUAAAUGCAAUGCACUUCACCUUGCAGCAGAAAAAAAACAGCAAAGAAACAUUUGAAAUUUUAAUUUCACAUGGUGCAAAAAUCAACAUUACAGAUAAUGACGGAUUAACUGCUCUACAAUAUGCAUCUCGUAACAAUAAUACAGAAAUAGCAGAACGUCUGAUUUCACUUGGUGCAAAUGCAAAUCAAAAAACUAACAAGGGAAUAACUCCAUUGCACUAUGCUGCAGAAAAUAAAAAUAAAGAUACAGCAACACUUCUAAUUGCUCAUGGUGCUGAUAUCAAUGCAAAGGAUAACGAGGAAAAAACAGUUCUUCAUUAUUCAGCACUUAAAAAUAGCAAAGAAGUUGCAGAAAUUCUUAUCUCACGUGGUGUUAAUAUCAAUUCAAAAGAUAAAGAAGGAAAAACACCACUUCAUGAAUCUGCAGUUUUUCAAUCUAAAGAAACAAUAGAAUUUCUUGUUUCAAAUGGUGCCGAAAUCAAUGCAAAAGAUAAUGAUGAGCAAUCUGCCCUACAUAUUGCAGCGUUGCAUAAUUCUACAGAAUCAGCAAAAUCGCUUAUUUUACUUGGCGCAGAUCCAAAUUUAAAGGAUAAAAAAGAAAAGACUCCAUUGCAUAUUGCAACAGAAGAAAUUAACAAGGAUUUAGUAAUAUUCCUUGCUUCACAUGGUGCCGAUGUUAACUCAAAAUGCGAUACCGGAAUGACUGCACUUCAUAAAAUCGCCGAUUGCAAAUUGGCAGCUAUGAGCAACCCAAGAAUGAAAAGUCCUGAAAAAGAAGAUGCAAAGGCAAUUGCAGAAUUUCUUAUUUCAAAUGGUGCAGAUGUCAAUGCAAAAGAUAAUUUCCAAAGAACACCCUUAAAUUAUGCAGCAAGAAUUAAUCUGAAAGAAAUCGCAGAAAUUCUAAUUUCAAAUGGAGCUGAUGUUUCUAUGAAAGAUGAUCAUGAAAAGACCAUUCUUCAUUAUACAGCAAUUAGUGAUGCGGGCGAAAUCGCCGAACAUUGUAUUUCACUUGGUGCUAAUGUCAACGAAAAGGAUGAUGAAGGAGAAACACCACUUCAUACUUGUGCUAGAUUCAACAGUGAUGAAACAGCAAAAAUUCUUAUUGAACAUGGCGCAGAUGUCAAUGCAAAAGACAAUCAAGGAAAAACAGUUCUAAAUAUUGCAGAAGAAAAAAAUAACAAAAGAAUGAUAGAGGUUCUAACCUCACAUGCUGCAGAUAUCAACACAUAG